CAUCAAGAAAAUGCGUGAGAUUCGCGGCGCAGUUGUUUCCUCUCAGACCGAAUCAACUAGUUACCCCGCAAUGUGACUUCGGUAACCAGCACGUCGCUAAGUUUAGUCCGAAAAAAUUUCUUCGCGGUUUUGUUGUUAUAUCUGACCACCUGUGGAUUUCAAUUGGGGAGCUUUAAAUCACCUGAAUGAUGGGGAAAAACUUCUUCGACAUGCUCCCUCAGCUUUUGCGGCUUUAAAGUGGUUUUUGCUUAAUAAUUUUUUUCACUCUUUCAACUAAAUGAAAGCAACCUUGGAAGUGCGUCGUAUGUUUUGGUUCCUCUAAGCUCUCGGGAUUCUUUUCUUAUUGCGUUAGUGAAUUUUACUACAACUACCCCUUUCUACGCGAAGUGAAUUAAAAGUUGUACUACGAUUACUGAUUGUUUUUUCCUGUAGUUUUCACCAUGCCUACGUAGUACAUAUCAACAUUACAGUUACGUAAUUAAGUGAAAACAAGUUAAACUCGUACAUUAUUUUUGUUCUAGUCCACCUUACUUGAUAUUGUUUGUUUUUUAUUUGUGAUUCGUUUAUUUUUAACUUCAAGAAUUUGUGUUUUUUCUGACAUGCCGUCUAAACAGGACUUCAUUACCUUUGAAAGUGUGAUUAACAACUGCUGUGCCGCUAAAACCUAACUUAAAGUAUUGUGUUUUGAUGUGAAUUAAUCAAAACUGGGUACUUUCAACACCUUGUUUUCUUCCGACUCUGACCAUCAUCAAUUUUCAAAAGUGGAUUACCACGCGGGACUCACAACUAUGGACCCAUUGGACAUCGACCCGAACUUUGAGCCUCAGACGAGGGCCCGGUCGAAUACAUGGCCCUUGCCCCGUCCUGAGAACUUUGUGGAAGCCGGGGAAGGUGAUGAGAAAAGCGGAUUGCCUGCCCAUCUGCAGGGGCAUAUCCCCGGCGGCGCCCUCGAUCCACAAGCCCCGAAGAAAAAUUCCUCAAGGCGGAAUGCUUGGGGUAAUAUGUCUUAUGCCGAUCUUAUCACACAGGCUAUCCAAAGUUCUCCUGAAAAGAGAUUGACACUCGCCCAAAUAUACGAGUGGAUGGUACAGAAUGUGGCAUAUUUCAAGGAUAAAGGGGACAGCAACAGUUCUGCCGGUUGGAAGAAUUCCAUACGACACAACCUGUCACUGCAUAACCGUUUCAUGCGCGUCCAAAACGAAGGCACUGGCAAAAGCUCAUGGUGGAUGAUCAACCCUGACGCCAAACCUGGCAAGGCUGCUCGGCGCAGAGCUACCAGCAUGGAAACGCAGAAAUAUGAAAAGAAACGCGGCCGAGUAAAGAAGAAGGUUGAAGCUCUACGAAAUGGUGCUACUCCGAGUCCCAGCUCAUCUGUUUCAGAAGGCCAGGAUUUAUUUCCCGAUUCGCCAGUCCAUCAUGGCUUCCAGCUGAGUCCUGAUUUCCGUCCGAGGGCUUCAUCCAACGCCAGCUCAUGUGGUGGUCGCCUCUCACCCAUACCGGCCGUAGAAUCAGACAUCCAGGAGAGUGACAUGCCAUCUCUGGAGCCAUUGUCAUGGAAUACUGAUAUGGUGCAUCUUGGUGGAUACGAUCAGCAGUCAGUUUCUUCAGGCAAUGGGAUGGACAGAUUCACAACUGAUCACCUGGUGAAAUCUCUUACUGAAUCGAUGAAAUUGCGGAAUGGCUCUGGUGGUGAAGCAGACAGCUUUUCAAGAUUAGCUGAUUGUGCAGUCAAACCUAUAUCUAAUGGCAGACCAUCUCCUCAGCAACUUGGAUCUGGUGGGAGUUACACACUGAAUUUCAACCCUCACUAUGGCAGCAAUGGUAGUCUCAAUCGAAACACUGGGGAUUAUCGACCACCUGUUUAUCAACAACAAGUCAGCCCCGAUCAAAUAAAUGCUAUAAAACGGCCUCCUGCUCAACAACAGGUGAUAGAAUCGGUCAAUGGUAGAUCAUACACCUUGACUAAUCUCCAGAGUCUAAACAACCAGCAGCAGCAGACAAUGCAGUCCUCUGCACAACUUGAUGGAAUGCAGAGUUACAGGCAAGUUUCCUUUUUAGACAGUGUCGAUCCUUUAAUAAGGAGUGUAACGCAACAGCCACACCAACAGCAGUCAUUGUACAAAGAAAUGAAGGAAGAACGUUUAUCACCACUGCUUGCUGCAUGUGCAAGCACGCCACAAAACCCAGCUCCUUCUUACCACCAACACAUGUUAAGUCAGCAACAACACAUGCAACCGCAGCAACAUCAUCUUCAACAGCCAUCAGCUUCUGCUACAUCUCUAGUAAACACAGCUAACCAUGUAGUGCUAACCAUGUACAACUCCUUUCCACAGGAUCUGGACAUCGAGCAACCUUUUGGUGGGUUGGAGUGUGAUGUGGAUCAAGUCAUUCGCCAUGAACUCAGUGUUGAUGGCAAUUUGGACUUCAAUUUCGAUUCAGCAUCCAUGAAUGGAUCAUCAUCGAACUCGCAGCACCACCAGGCUGCAAUCACAUCCACUCGCUCAUGGGUGCAUUAGUUAUUGCUUUUGAAAUAUCGAGACAAUAUGGUAGUUGGAUAGGAAAAUGGUGAUGAUUUCCCCCUUCCCUAUACAUAUAUAUAUAUUUUUUAAUUGGAAAAAGGUUGAAUUGUUUAAGAAUUACUUAGCUGAUUAUCUAAAUUAACAUAUGUGUCUAGCUAAUAGGCACAUUGGCGAAACUGAUUUUCUGCGUUACAAAAACAAUAUUUAAUAAACAAAUGAAAGGAAUAUUUAAAUAAUUUCCCAUUGAUGGGUCUUAAAAAAUCAAAUUUUGGCGACGGCUGUGCCCAAUUCUUAUUCAUUUGGUAAAAUGUUCUUCUAGAAAUGGGAAAAAAAGUAUCUUACGAACUAUUCCUAGAAUAUCUCAUUAUCA
Molecule: messenger RNA, 2889 nt
Organism: Parasteatoda tepidariorum (common house spider)
Lineage: Eukaryota; Metazoa; Arthropoda; Arachnida; Araneae; Theridiidae
Product: forkhead box protein O3
Biological process (GO): regulation of transcription by RNA polymerase II
Cellular component (GO): nucleus
Molecular function (GO): RNA polymerase II cis-regulatory region sequence-specific DNA binding; DNA-binding transcription factor activity, RNA polymerase II-specific
Source: RefSeq, a predicted model, not a curated record